UAGUGAUUCGUGGAAAAGUAAUCAGCAAACAGUUUAUCAAAGCAAAUAAUAAUCGUGAAGCUGAAGGUGAAUUCAGAUAUGGUAUCACACUGAUCGAGAUGUUUAAAGGCUUUGACAAGAUGAAACACAUUAAUAGUGUGUACACCUCUUCUCAGUCUUCUAUGUGUGGCAUUGAGUUAGACUUCUUGAACCAAGUGGAAUAUUUACUAUCAGGCUACUUACAGGGAAACAAAGCCACCAUCAAUCUAUGUGGCCUUUCUAUACGUUGGGAAGGAUGUGUCAGCAUUCCAAAUAAAGGGACUCAGAGGCUUAUAUAAAAUGGGAUGUAACUGUAAGAUUACAUAUUGUUUUGCAAACUCUUGUGAUAAAAGUGCACCAAAUGAAUGCCUUUUGGAAAACUGGACAUAUACACAGGCUUCAGGUGGAUAUGAAUCACAGAACCUUGCAUGUAUCCAACGGAAAGAUGGCUCCUGCAUUUGGUAUCCUCGUUCACCUUUCUAUGGAAAUCAUCCUUAG
Molecule: messenger RNA, 516 nt
Organism: Staurois parvus
Lineage: Eukaryota; Metazoa; Chordata; Amphibia; Anura; Ranidae
Source: the annotation of a GenBank genome assembly